Messenger RNA from Gekko japonicus, 387 nucleotides. RefSeq names its product lysozyme C-like. Bases 1 to 387 code for a protein of 128 amino acids. The transcript is spliced from 3 exons. NCBI's taxonomy places the organism in Eukaryota, Metazoa, Chordata, Lepidosauria, Squamata, Gekkonidae. The record is from RefSeq and is a predicted model, not a curated record. Gene Ontology annotation, molecular function: lysozyme activity.
AUGAAGGCUCUCUUGCCCCGGCCUGUCUUCCUCCUCGCCUCCUUUCUGGUUGCCGUCCAAGCCAAGAUCUACGAGCGCUGCGAAUUGGUCAAGAAGUUGAAUGACCACGGGCUGGAUGGCUAUCAGGGUUACAGCUUGGCGAAUUGGGUCUGCCUGGCCUUUUUCGAGAGCAGCUUUGACACCAGAGCUGUGGGUCACAAAAAAGAUGGCACCAGUGACUACGGCAUCUUUCAGAUCAACAGCGGCUGGUGGUGCGCCGAUGAAGACAGUGCCUCUGACAACUUGUGUGACAUCGAUUGCAAAGAGCUGCUGAAUCCUGACAUUGAAAAGGACAUCCGCUGUGCCAAGAGGAUUGUGGAAGAUCCCCAAGGAAUGGACGCCUGGUAA